Molecule: messenger RNA, 1841 nt
Organism: Prunus dulcis (almond)
Lineage: Eukaryota; Viridiplantae; Streptophyta; Magnoliopsida; Rosales; Rosaceae
Product: BUD13 homolog
Exons: 8
Coding region: 249-1580 (443 amino acids)
Biological process (GO): mRNA splicing, via spliceosome
Cellular component (GO): RES complex; U2-type spliceosomal complex
Molecular function (GO): RNA binding
Source: RefSeq, a predicted model, not a curated record
CUCACGGUCACCCACCGUCUCUCUCUCAACUCUUCUACACAAAGCCUCUGUCUCAGCCUCUCUUUUCUUCAACGCUUCGCCCCUCUCUCUGGGUCUCAAAUUUUCAGCGGACGAAUUUCAACCCAUCCGGUCUUAGCUCAAACUAACGGAGCGGGAACGCAAUCCAUCUGCUAUUUCUUUCUUCUUCUUGUCUUCGUCGACCUGGUAGUGUUAUUUGGAAGGGCAAGGUAACGACUGUUGAAUGAGCUAUGGCGUCUUCGAGUAAAUCACUGAAAGAGUAUUUGAAACGAUAUGAAGGGAUUAAUGAAGAAGAGAAGAAGAAAAAGAAGAAGAAGAAGCAGAAAAGCAAGGCAGAAGCAAUGGGGGUUUUAGUGGUGGAUGAAGACCCUGCGUGGCAGAAACCGGUGAAUCUUGAGGAAGAUAAUGACAACAAUUCAACAGAUGAAGACAAACCUUUUGUUGAUGAGGACAUUGAGAUUAAGAGGAUGAGGAGACUUGAAGCAUUGAGGGCCAAGCGUCCAUUUAAUGCCAUAUCUGAAGAUGGAAGUGGUUGGGUUCCAGUUGGACAAUCAUCACCUCCUAAGAUUUCAAGUUCCGAUAUAUCUCCACCUCGUAGACACGGGAUUAAUUCGGAACCUGGAUCAGUGUCUCCGGGAGAUAGGGGAGAAGAUGUUGACUUGUCACCUCCACGGCAGAGACGGAAGCGCCACCACACUCCGACCCCUGAACCGGCAACAAAUCAAGAUCAGUUGCCUACAGACCUUUCACCCACAAGGAAAAGUAGGAAUGUUGAUUCAGAUCUUUCUCCACCAAGGAAGAGUAGGAAGGAUGUCGAUAGAGAUCUUUCUCCACCAAGGAAGAGUAGGAAGGAUGUUGAUCUUUCUCCACCAAGGAAAAAGAAGCAAGUUCCUCCGGAUUCUUUGAAAGAGCAACCGAAAGUUGGUUUGAUCUCUGGCCGAGAAAUGAGGGACGAGAUCACUAGAACUAAGAAGGAUGAGCGGUUAAGAUUUCAACAGAUGGAUCCUUCUAUAAGUGGGAGGGAGGCAGUGCCUAUAUACCGUGAUAAGAAAACAGGGGAACGCAUUUCAAAGGAAGAGCUUUUGAAAUCACAAAGGAAAGUAGAAGAAAAACCUAAGGAGAUAAAGUUGGAAUGGGGUAAAGGCUUGGCCCAAAAGCGGGAAGCUGAAACUAAGCUGGAGGAGUUAGAACUUGAGAAGGAGAAACCAUUUGCACGGACUAGAGAUGAUCCAGACCUCGACAAAAUGUUGAAGGAGAGAGUAAGAUGGGGCGAUCCUAUGGCACAUUUGGUAAAGAAGAAGUAUCCCGAGCCAGUUCUUCCUGACUUGGGGGAUAGUGAGAAAAUGAAGGAAUCUGGAUUUAUUAUUCCUCAGGAGAUUCCUAAUCAUAGCUGGUUAAAAAGAGGACUAGAUGCUGCACCAAAUCGAUAUGGUAUAAGACCAGGAAGACAUUGGGAUGGAAUUGAUCGCAGUAAUGGAUUUGAGAAGGGAAUGUUUAAAAGGAAGAAUGAUAAACAAGCUACGGAGGCGGAAGCUUAUCUCUGGUCUGUGGCAGAUAUGUGAAUUGUGCUGAGUAAGGAACCCGUGUACUUGUAUCUCUAUGGAAAGAGGCAUAUGGAGUAUUUGCUUUUAUACUAAUUGUUGAUGAAUAUAAUACAAGUCUUGAGUUUCCUAUUGCUUUUUAGCCACUGUAAGCAAUUUUAUGUGUAUGUUUUUCGCUUUCUUGCUAGUCGUUACAUUGUUGGAAUAAUGGAAGCCCUAUUUGGUUUACUUUAGAUUGAAUGUUGGGCCUUCCAAAUAAAUGGGCUUAAAAUUCUUAAAGAA